Molecule: messenger RNA, 402 nt
Organism: Enterospora canceri
Lineage: Eukaryota; Fungi; Microsporidia; Enterocytozoonidae
Source: the annotation of a GenBank genome assembly
AUGCAAGUGAAUUUAAACAGCAAAAAGGUGGCGUAUGAUAUUAUAAAUGAGGUGUGUAAGGAGAUUAUAGACGACUAUUCGGUGAAUUUGAUAGAUUCCAACAUAAUAUACGAACUCAGGGAGGACUGGAUGAACAAUUUUGAGAGUAUGGGCCUGAGGGAAGAAAUCAAGGAGGAUGAAAAUGAGAGUAUAGAGGAAGAGUACUCUGUGUCUGCGACUGAUACGGAGGAAGACAUAGACAUACGAAGGGCGGAGGAAUCAAAUAGUUAUAUUGUGUGUCUAUUUGUAAAAGUAUCAAAGUCUAAGGGCAAAUGGAAGUGUCUCUUCAAAGAUGGAUUCGCGAAUACCGAAGGCGAAGAAGACCAGCCAUUCAAUAACGCAUCUGGUGAGCUGGAGUGGUAA